GGAACCUAAAAACUGACAGGCUAGUCAAUGUGUCAAGAAUUCUCCCCUCUCGGUCCCUGGGGAUUCGCCUAGAGACGGAUUCAAGGGGUCUGAUACUUUUCUCCACCCUGAUCCUCUCAUCACCCAUUCUUACUCCCCAACGCCCACUCUUGUCAGACAAAGGAUCUAAUCAGACCCACGCCCGAGGCAAUGGUUCGUACAAAACGCCUCAUCGCUCUUUACUCUUUCUCUAGGCUUCCAGCAGCGAUAAACUGCCUGCUAGCAAAGCAUCUCCGAUGACUUUGGGAUAGUACGGUUAAUGGACAUAAAUUCUCCAUUAAAAACAUCGAUAAGCCAUUGGAUCCUAUAGCACUCGCCGAUCAGAUACGUGAACUACAGGAACAUUAUUGGCUGGGGCGAGGAGAGAGAAGAAAGAUGUCCUUAAAUCCAGCCAAUUAAUGUAACUUUCCUAUCCAGUAAGUUCACGUUGCCGAUCGCUGGUUCGGGAGGAUGCAGACACUGCACUGCAUUUAGUACUGUCGGUCGGAUGUAAAGGGCACCGCAUGGUAGGUUGUGAUCGGUUACACAGGGAGGAAGCGAUGCGGAGUGACUCCACCGAGCGCAGUGGCGUGACUCCGGAUUCCGACAAGAUCUUGCUGGUCUCGGCGCUGGGCUGGGCUGCUUGUAGCGAGCAGCGUGAGCCAGCAGGACUGUAAUAUGGAUUUAGAACUCAAAGACUAUAACACAACGCUUACUCAGGAGAACAGCUCUGCUACUAUCAAGAGUUCUGAUUUUUCUGCCUGGGAGGACUAUAAGAGCAGUGUAGAUGACUUACAGUACUUUCUGAUUGGGCUGUAUACAUUUAUAAGUCUUGCUGGAUUCAUAGGAAAUCUACUUAUAUUGAUGGCUCUAAUGAAACACAAGCAGAACACAAUAAUAAACAUUCUCAUUGGAAACUUAGCCUUUUCUGACAUUUUAGUUGUACUGUUUUGUUCGCCUUUUACAUUAACAUCUGUCCUGCUUGAUCAGUGGAUGUUUGGAGCAAUCAUGUGCCAUGUUAUGCCCUUUCUCCAAUGCGUGUCAGUUCUGGUUUCAACUUUAAUGUUAAUAUCCAUUGCUAUUGUCAGAUACCGCAUGAUAAAAAAUCCCCUUUCUAGCAAUUUAACAUCAAAACAUGGCUAUUUCUUAAUAGCAGCUAUCUGGGCUUUUGGUUGUACAAUUUGCUCCCCUCUGCCAGUUUUCCACAAAAUUGUAGAUCUCCAUGAAACCCUUAAUUUAGAGGCACUGAACAGCAGACAUUUUUGCAUCGAAUCAUGGCCAUCUGAUUCAUAUAGAAUUGCCUUUACGAUUUCUUUAUUACUCAUGCAGUAUAUAUUGCCUUUGGUUUGUUUAACUAUAAGUCAUACCAGCGUCUGCAGGAGCGUAAAUUCCAGAUUGUCAAACAAGGAAAGCAAAUUUGAAGAAAAUGAGAUGAUAAACCUGACAAUUCAUCCACCCAAGAGUUGCAGGUCUCAGGUGCAACUCUCCAGCAGUUCUAGAUGGAGCUGUACAUGUGUCAGACAACACAGAAAAAGGUAUAGUAAAAAGACUGCAAGUGUGAUGCCAGCUAUUGUACGGAAUCAUCAGAAUAAUUCUGGAAAACUCCCAGAAACCUCAAGUACAGAGAAAAGCCAGCUCUCUUCAUCAAGUAAGUUCAUUCCAGGGGUGCCAAUCUGCUUUGAGAUGAAACCAGAAGAAAAUUCAGAGAUGCAAGACAUGAUCACAGUAUCCCGAUCCAUGACUCGAGUUAAGACAAGAUCUCGGAGGGCUUUCUGCAGACUGACACUGCUGAUUUUAGUUUUUGCUGUCAGUUGGAUGCCUCUUCAUCUUUUUCACGUUGUUACUGAUUUUAAUGCCAAUCUGAUUUCUAAUAGGCAUUUUAAAUUAGUAUACUGCAUAUGUCACUUACUGGGUAUGAUGUCCUGUUGCCUGAAUCCCAUCUUAUAUGGGUUCCUUAACAAUGGCAUAAAAGCUGAUUUGAUGUCUCUUAUUCCAUGCUAUCAAAUAUCAUGAUUUUAAAGCCUCAACAUUAAAAUAUAAAACAAUGUUAUGUCUAUAAGCAUACAGAAGUAUACAAGACUUUAUUCAGUUUUAGGUGUGAAUCAAUUGUGGCUAGCAAUGAUUAGUAGCUAUAAGUGUGAAUGGUUAAUUCUAGGUCUGAAUGGUUUAUACAUGCCUCUUGUGUACACAGAAAUACACAGGUAGAUUAUAAUUGUCUUUUGUUUACCUAUUAUAUGGAAGAAAUCAUGUUUACUGUACAAAACUAUAAUAUCAUUUUAAUAGUUCAAUGAAAUGUUUCAGCUGUAUAUUGUAAAUAUCUCAACUGUGAAUUCACAAUUCAUGUAAGAAAUUAGUCUAGCCAUCUCUCAUGAAGCUAUAGUAAGCAAUUAUUGCUAAAUAUCAUUUAAAAUGAAUCAGACUAUUUUAACCAAUUAAAAUAAAUUUUUAUUGCUUGAUGUGAUUAGAACAAAUUUAUAUUUUUCUUUGCUAUCGAUACGCCCAGUCCAGAUAACACCUCUCUAUUAUAUUUGCCAGAUACUAACACUUUUUUGGCCACUUCUUUACAGAUGGUCUUGUUCACUUGGAUGACUGUGUGGAUAACCACUGUAUUAUAAAUUGUUUUCAUACUUCUGGAUUUAGUUAGCAUAAUUUACCCUUUUUCUGAUAAUUUUAUGGUGUCCUGUCAUUUCAUAUGAUUUUCAACUUGACCUGAACAUAGAUAGAAUGUCUGUCCUUACUUUCAUGACUUCCCUCCAAUAACAGUAUGUUCUGAAUCAGAAUUAAGUCUGUCCACUAAUCCCUGAGGCUACGUCUGCACAGCAUCAUUAUUUUGAAAUAACAGACAUUAUUUCAAAAUAACAAA
Pelodiscus sinensis (Chinese soft-shelled turtle) is the source of this 2881-nucleotide messenger RNA. NCBI's taxonomy places the organism in Eukaryota, Metazoa, Chordata, Testudines, Trionychidae. The record is from RefSeq and is a predicted model, not a curated record.